This is a messenger RNA of Talaromyces rugulosus, 4158 nucleotides long. RefSeq lists its product as uncharacterized. The coding region runs from base 1 to 4158 and encodes 1385 amino acids. NCBI's taxonomy places the organism in Eukaryota, Fungi, Ascomycota, Eurotiomycetes, Eurotiales, Trichocomaceae. The transcript is spliced from 5 exons. The record is from RefSeq and is a predicted model, not a curated record. Gene Ontology annotation, molecular function: protein binding. Gene Ontology annotation, cellular component: endoplasmic reticulum; plasma membrane; cytoplasm.
AUGGCAACACCGCAGCCAACGUCUGUCCCUGAGGUUGGAAAGCUCGUCAGCGUGGUGCCGGUCGGGCUCAAAGAGGCAGCCCUCGACUCUCCCACCUUCCGUUCGACCACCCUCCAUUUCGGAGAUCAGCUCGAUUAUAUAGAACGAUGGCUGGAUGGAUACUCCAGGGCAGCUACCCGGCUCGCGUCGGAGAUGACGGGCUUUGAGCAAGCCCUGGGGUUUUUCUUGUCCUACACAACCAACCCCAUCAAUGUGUCCGAGGCGAUUUUGGACCAUGACUAUACGGUGCUGGCUAUAAAGCGACAUGGGGACUGCAUGAAGGAAAUUUGGGGGUCACUGGCUGGAACGCUCAAAAGGCUAGACCGCCUGGUUGCCGAUCCAAUCAAGACCUUUAUCCAAACCGAUUUGCGCAAUUUCAAGCAGACUCGACGCAUAUUGGACGACUCCCAGAAGCACUAUGAUCACCUUUUGGCGAGAUAUUCAGGUCAGGGCAAGUCCAAGGAACCAUCCGCUUUGAGAGAAGAUGCAUUUCAGCUGCACGAAGCCCGGAAGGCAUAUCUCAAAGCUUCCAUGGAAUUUUCAAUACAAAGCCCCCAGGUCCGAAAUACCCUCGAUAAACUUUUGGUUGGCACUUCCUUUGACCAAUGGCGGGAGAUCAAAGGGCUAUACGAUGGGAAUGCCUCGGCCUUUGCAAAAUGGGGCCAGGAAAUGGAACGUAUCAAGGGCUGGGUGCAUGAAAUGGAGAACAGCGAGAGAUAUUCGCUCAAAGAACUGCUGACUGCCCGCAAACAGAUUGAAGAUAUUGCCGAGGUGGCUGCCCGGCCUUCUCGUGAAUUGGAGGAUUACUCCAUUUCUACCGUACCUUACCUUGGUCAAGGCAUUUCGCUAAAAUCCAAAGAUGAUAAACCUUUUAAGCCGGAGAAGCAAGGCUGGGUCUAUCUCAAAACAAUCACUGGAAAACCAUCUAGAACUGUUUGGAUACGGCGCUGGGCUUUCUUGAAAAAUGGAAUCUUUGGCUGCCUAGUGCAGAGCUCAAGGACUGGUGGAGUUGAAGAGACUGAACGAAUCGGUGUCUUGCUUUGUAGCAUACGGCCUGCCUUUCAAGAAGAGCGUCGGUUCUGUUUCGAGGUCAAAACCAAGAAAAAUGCCAUCACAAUGCAAGCUGAACACCAGCAAGAUCUGAUCGACUGGAUAGGCGCGUUUGAGGCAUCAAAACAAAAAGCCUUGGAGAACCCGGCCAGUUCUGUAGCCGGAAAGCCAGCUGUUCAAGACCCAGCCUUCUCCAUCUCUCAUCCUCCAGCCCCCGAAUUUGCGGCAUCCGAAAGUUCGGAAUUCUUGACAUCGCCUUCUGCCGACGAUCCCUCGUCUGCCGACCGGUCGCCUAUGCUGUCUCUCCCAGACCGGGAUGCCUCGGCAUACAGAACUAGUGGUGAUUAUACCAGCUCGAGGCGCUCAACUGGGCCGGACGCUGAGAACGGGCACGGACGAGAUCAUGCAUCGCGAAUCAUCCAUAAAUUAGAUAUUCACAGGAAAUCAAACGCAGCAAGCCCACAGUCUCCUCCAAACAUCACCAGUGGCAGCGGAAUUGCUGGACUUAUUUCGGCUAGCCACAGCCUAUUGCCGUAUAGCCCUGGCUUGGUGCCUGGACGUUCGGAAGAAACCGAUGAGAGCAAAACUCGAGAUGACCCAGCAAAUUCACUGGCGCCUUCUACCUUGGCAAACCCUCCGGCCCCGACGAGUAUGAGCAAAGUGGCGGUUUUCGUUAGCAAUGAGCGCGGUAUUGGCGUUGGACUUGCAGAUUCCACAGGUGGAAUGCCCAGUGGCAUGAUGGCGAACCUGUGGGGCAGUGCCAACUGGGGGUUUGUCAAUACUUUCCAACGGGACAGCAUUCGAUUACGAGAUGCGAAAACCUCGGACGAUGAAAAUGUCUCUUCAGAGUCCUCGAAAUCUCCAGUCACGGACAGCAAGGACACAGAAGCAGCCGUACCUGGUGCUCAGCAACCACGACAUAGGCAGACAGUUAGCCUUGAUGGUGGAGAUCCGACCAAAAUACAGAGAAGCAUAGUUAGUUGUACCAACUACGAAUAUCCGAGUUUCUUUCCGACUCGCCUACGCAUCCAAGAUGCCCAAUUCCGUCUCUUGUUCCCCAAUGUCAAGAGAGAGGAGAGUCUUAUCAUGGUUUUCAGGGCUACAUGGAAUCCAAAUGAUAACCAAGAGUUCCCCGGUCGUGCUUUUGUGACUACUCGAAACAUUUAUUUCUACAGUCACCAUUUUGGACUCGUUUUGACGAUGAGUGCCCCGCUCAGUGGCAUCUCCGAGGUUACUGCGGCCAGUGGAAGGGAUUGCGAUUUCUUGUUCCUUCACAACGUACCAUACCCCGGUGAUGAGUCGGCACGUCGUGUCACUGUCAAGACAUUUUUGGAGCCACUGCGACUAUUGCAAAAGAGACUCAAUUACUUGAUCAAGGCUGCCGUAUCUGAUGACCCUCCGGACCUGGAGUCCAUUUACAAGGCAUUGAUCAAGAUGGAGACAGAUGCCAUAGCAAGAUCGGUUAGCAUGGAAAGCUGGGAAGAGAUCUCCUUGGAUGUGCCACAAGACGGAAGGUCCUUUAGUGGUGCAGGGGUUAGUAGUAAGAGAACAAAGGAUAUCAGGAUUCCUGUCUAUGUGGAGAAAGACUUGAAUCUGGAUUUGGAACGAUCUUCUUUGGGCAGAGAUUUCCAGAAGUUCAAACUGCCGAAUCAGCCUGUACAGUAUGUCCCGCAAGGUAACCUCCACCUGGGUGCCGAGAAAGUGUUCGACAUCAGCCCUAAAGCGCUUUUCCACGUUCUCUUUGGGGACAAGAGUGUACUCUGGCAGCUUCUGUUGCACGAGAGGAUGGCUCAAGGAAUCAAACAGGGGCCGUGGAAGAUACUGGAUUCGGGCCACAUGAGACGAGACUUUGAAUACUUUAUCGAAAGGGCGGAUAUAUUCGGACGAGUGAGCAAAACAAACGUCUCGGAUUACCAAAUCAUCGAUGUUCUCAACGACCAUCUGUGCUAUGUUGUCACAGAUAAACGAACCCCCUGGCAUCUCCCUUUCCGGCGUAACUUUCGGCUGGUCAGCAAGAUUGUUAUUACAUUUGUUUCAAAGUCAAAGUGUAAAUUGGCGAUUUAUCACAAAGUCGAGUGGCUUUGGUCGCCUUUUCUUUUGAAUAGGGUGAUUGACCGACAGGCAAUGAAUGAUCUCAAGCAGGAUUCCUUGGAUCUGCUUGAUCUCAUCAGCGACCAGGUCCGAAAACUUGGUCCUCGGAGCAGGACAAAGCGAGCUAUUGCGAUCUUUGGGCUUAUUGGGCAUGCCACCAACAUCUUCCAGUUCUCUUCUGCCGAGAGCUCCGCUCUUAACCAAGCACGCAACUCGAGAAAACAGAGGUCUUUGGUCUGGUUGUUACUGGACUCUACAGGCUCUUUCCUGGAAAGCGCCGUGUCUUCGCUAAUGAUCUGGUCAUUCGCACUUCUUCGAUGGGGUUGGAAGACUUGCACCGCUAAUGGGUUGAUUCUUUCAUUACUUUUUUCCAGUCUGUUAAUUAAUGGGUUCUAUUCUUCGCGCGACACCUACGACUGGUGGCACGAACGCAAUGCCGCCAAAUUCCUCUCUCGGUUGGGAAUCCACUCCGACCAUGUCAUGAGCAAGGCCGUGUUUGUUCACGAUCUUGAUCAAGCAAUGCUUAAUACAACCACCGGGUGGCAUCCAAACGAUAACUCGAGCAGCAGCCAUUGCUUUGCAACAUUCCAUGAGCAGACUCUGCUAGACAGUGGCACGUCUCUUGUGCUCCAAAAAGGUACUCCUUCUCCAUCCGACGACACCUUGGAGAAAAGCGCCGCUCGACGUGUUCAGCGCACUCGUCAGCGACUAGGAAUUUAUCGCCACGACCUCCUUGUGGCCAUGCGAGUGCUGAACAGCAUUGAAAAGGAAGUACUGAAGAGUGAAUGGGAGCGAUGGCUCGGCAAGGAGACGGAGCGGUGCGAACAAAUCGCAACAUUGCUGCAUGCCGAUGCAGGCGAGUCUGAUCUAAACACAAAUGCGUUUGCGGGUCGAGAGGAGGAUGUGAAGCAUUGGUAUGAGCAGUACUGUAUGAGUUGCCAGGAGGAACUUCAGAGGUGGAACUCGAACCAGGCUUAA